GUUGGCGGGACUGAUCAGGCCCAUUGACCAGUCAGGACGUUGAGCAGCCCAUUUUGUGAGAACUGAUUGGAGAAAAUCUCAUAAUCGCAAUGAUUGGUUCCAAAUCCAAGUCGUAGCCGCGGUCUCCUUUCCAAAUUGUACUCCUGGAAAGACUACAUUCAUUAGCCCAAGAACAGCGGAAAGAUGUCUCAAGUGUACUACCAAGUUAGCACAGAAGGGGACGGAACAGAGGUUGAUGGCGACACUAUCACUGCCAGAAUUGCCUCACCUCCAACAGUCCAGUCUGAAGCACAGUUAAAUCUUGCAGCAUUUUGGCCCCGUGUGACAGAUGAUGUACGGAAAAUACCACUGGAUCUUAAAAAUCAAGCAUUACCACUUGCAAGGAUUAAAAAGAUUAUGAAACUUGAUGAAGAUGUGAAGAUGAUCAGCGCAGAGGCCCCCAUGCUUUUUGCUAAGGCUGCUGAGAUUUUUAUUCAUGAACUUACUCUUCGAGCUUGGGUCCACACAGAAGACAACAAACGCCGUACACUACAGCGUAAUGACAUUGCAAUGGCUAUCUCAAAAUGUGAUCAAUUUGAUUUUCUAAUUGAUAUAGUACCACGCGAAGAGCUAAAGCCAGCAAAAGCUUCAAGUGAUCCGUCACGUGCAGCUACAGCUAUGAAUCCUGAUCAGAUACAAUAUUACUUCCACUUAGCCCAGCAGCACCAACAGGCCUUGUCACAGACAGGGACCAAUUCUCCUAAUUCCACCUCAUCCAAUGGCAAUGCCUCCACUCCUUCAACUAUUCAAAUCCUUCAGCCUAGCACUGGUCAAAUUCAAACAGUUCAAAUAGCUUCACCAACUGAUCAGAGACAAGCAACAGUUGCUCAAACUGUUCAACCUCAAGUUAUUCAAGUUCAGCAACCCCAGCAAGCUCAAGUCCAAGCACAGGCAGUGCAAGCUGCCACAGGUGGCAUUCAAAUUGUACAACAAGUUGUCACACCAAGUGGAGAAAUCCAGUCUAUACCUAUUCAACUGACUCCCAAUCAGCUGCAAAUGAUAAGAAUGCAGCUCCAAGGGAACUCUCAACCUGCAAUCAUUCAAGUCCAGCCACAGCUAGUGCAGCAGGUUGGGGAUGGUUAUGUUAGACAAGGAAGUGGAGGAGCUGGAGAUGUUGAGUAGGCCUUGGCUUCUCUUAUUUUACAUAAUUGACACUAUAUCUUCACAUUUCUUGAGUGAAGGUUAGGUUAAUGUGUACGACUGAAUGUGAUGUUGACACCACUUUGCAAUAAGUACCCUGAUGGAUUUAUGAGUGUGUGUGUGUGUGUGUUUAUAUAUGUACAUAUUAGUCAUCAGAGUUCAUCCUCGCACCUGAUUAGAAAUUGAGCCAGGUCUUUAAUCCACAGCAGGUCUGUGCUAUAAACUGUGGUAGUUUGUAAUUAGUACCACGUUUUAUACUUUUGCUCCAAGACCAAAUACAUAUUAAUUUUAGCUUUAACUGUGUGCAUGUAUGAGAGUGAUACCUGAUGAGAGUUCAACAACAAAUUUAGGAAAGGCUUUCAUUUAAGUGUUUUACGUUGUAGACUGGAAUCAUUUUUCAAAUCUGAUUUGUCUGUAUUUUUUGUCUGAGAGUGGCUCAGCAUUUGUUAAUAACUUUAUGGCCUGUGUUAGGCAGUAUUUUUGUGCAAUAUUUGACUGACAGUGCAUCCAAUGAAUGAGGUGCAAUGGUGAGAUUAAAGUGGAAUCAAGACACUAAAGAAA
Thrips palmi is the source of this 1740-nucleotide messenger RNA. Its product is annotated as nuclear transcription factor Y subunit gamma-like. Gene Ontology annotation, cellular component: nucleus; CCAAT-binding factor complex. Gene Ontology annotation, molecular function: DNA binding; DNA-binding transcription activator activity, RNA polymerase II-specific; protein heterodimerization activity. Gene Ontology annotation, biological process: regulation of DNA-templated transcription. The record is from RefSeq and is a predicted model, not a curated record. The transcript is spliced from 8 exons. Bases 184 to 1161 code for a protein of 325 amino acids. Lineage: Eukaryota; Metazoa; Arthropoda; Insecta; Thysanoptera; Thripidae.